Messenger RNA from Polyodon spathula (Mississippi paddlefish), 2824 nucleotides. Its product is annotated as CYFIP-related Rac1 interactor A-like. Gene Ontology annotation, biological process: regulation of actin filament polymerization. NCBI's taxonomy places the organism in Eukaryota, Metazoa, Chordata, Actinopteri, Acipenseriformes, Polyodontidae. The coding region runs from base 202 to 1176 and encodes 324 amino acids. Gene Ontology annotation, molecular function: small GTPase binding. The transcript is spliced from 12 exons. The record is from RefSeq and is a predicted model, not a curated record.
GGAACUGCAGGGUUCUAGCGUGCACCGUUAAACUGCGAAAGAAAAACAGAAAGUUCUGCAGUUUAAAUAAAAGGCGUUUUGAAAGUUUGCGAACUGUUUAUUGGACACACGCAGGUUCCAGAACUUGAGAUCAUCCCGGAAACAAGUAUACGCUGAUGAUAUAAGAAGCAAGACUUCUCCAGUAAGUGAAAAAGGAACCAAAUGGGGAAUCUGUUAAAAGUUCUCACUUGCACUGAGCUUGAUCAGGGGCCAAACUUUUUCCUUGACUUUGAAAAUGCACAGCCUACAGAUUGUGAGAGAGAUGUGUGGAACCAGGUCAAUGCAGUGCUGCAGGAUUCGGAAAGCAUUCUUUUAGGUCUUCAGGCUUACAAGGGAGCCGGUCAGGAGAUAAGAGAAGGAAUACAAAACCCAAGUGACUUCCAACUCCAAGAACGAGCAUGGAAUGUUGUCUGUCCAUUAGUCAUCAAACUGAAGAGGUUCUAUGAAUUCUCGUUAAGACUGGAGAAGGCCUUGCAAAGUCUCCUGGAGUCCCUGACAUGUCCAACCUACACUCCAACCCAGCACUUGGAAAGAGAGCAAGCCCUGGCCAAGCAGUUUGCAGAGAUUCUCCACUUUACACUCCGAUUUGAUGAGCUCAAGAUGAGAAAUCCAGCCAUUCAGAAUGACUUCAGUUAUUACAGACGGACAAUAAGUCGCAACAGGAUAAACAACAUGAACAUAGAAAUUGAAAGCGAAGUGAACAAUGAAAUGGCCAACAGAAUGUCCCUGUUCUACGCUGAAGCCACACCAAUGCUAAAGACUCUGAGCAGCGCCACAACUAAUUUUGUCUAUGAGAACAAAACAUUGCCUUUGGAGAACACAACAGAUUGCUUGAGUACUAUGGCCAGUGUCUGUAAAGUUAUGUUGGAAACACCGGAUUACACAAGUAGAUUUAACAGUGAAGACACCCAGCUGUUCUGCAUGAGGGUCAUGGUGGGGGUCAUUAUCCUGUAUGAUCACGUGCAUCCUGCUGGUGCCUUCACAAAAGCAUCGAAAAUUGACAUGAAGGGAUGCAUUAAAGUUCUAAAAGAACAACCUGCAGACAACGUGGAAGGUCUUGUGAAUGCCCUCAAGUUUACCACAAAGCACCUGAAUGAUGAGACCACUCCAAAAGCCGUCCGGGCUAUGCUCCAGUAAAAAUUUCUAUAAUAAGAGGAUCUAUGUUCUGACCUAAGAAGAUGUAUAUGUUUACAUAAUUUAAUAUGACUUGAUGUUCAUACUCGUGUAUUUUCAUGGCCAUUCCCUCCUGGUUAUUGAAACUUAUAUAAAAAAGAACCAAUAUUCUGAAUUAAAUUGCCAAUGCUAUUAUUUCAUAAAGCACAACUUAAUUAUACCUUACCGCCUUAUCAAUUGAGACAUGCAAAACUGCUUGGCAUACAGUAUAUAUUUUUUUGUUUGUUUUAUCGUAACUUGUGUGAUCUAUUUUAUCUUUGUAGUACCUUUUUUAAAAAAAAAUAAACUGCAAUCGAUGAAUUAUAUGUUGUGUUGCUUAAAUAAUAGUUUGGACAGAUGCUAGAACUUCAGCUUGUAAACAGCCCAUAGCACAAUUCAUUGAAGCAGUGCUUUCAGAUCAAGGUAUACACCUUGGAUCGGUUUAAAAAAAAAAAAAAAAAAAAAAAAAAACACACACACACACAAAAAAAAAAAAAUGCACAUUUUCAUAAGUGCAGGCUUAAAAUGCAUUAAUGUGUAGCUGAAAUGCCCUAAGCAGAAUGCCCAGGCUUUUACUCCAGCACAUCAGCACAUUUUCAUUGUAAAACAAAACUUCAAAAAUAAAAUGGACUACACAAUGAACUUAUCUAACUUUGUACAAAGACUUUAAAUAUAUGGCUGCAUAUAACUCGGGAGACGUGACUUGAGAGGAAUGCAUUUCUUGAGGUGGAAAUACUGUAAAAGGUUAAGACCCUCAUUAUUGCCAAGAAAUCCUUCCACAAACAAAUCGCAAAACGCAUUACAUGUCCUUCUUGUUACUGUUUCUGAUUUCAUUAAUCCGUAAAAUAGCAUUCACUUAUACUGUAUUAGUAUAUUUGGUGGUUAGAGCACACAUUUAAGUGGGAGUAAACUAUAUUUAAUUUACUUUCAAACAAGAGUUAUUCUGGUAAUAAUUUGAGCCUGAUUCUGUUCACUUUAUGCAUUAUGUUUUCUUGCAACAUUAUUACUGUUGAAAUCUUUGACCAGAUGGGGCAUUAAAGAUUUGUAUUAUGUGAGCUGAUUUUACUUGUGUAUGGAAGAGUGAAAAACUUGUCACAUGGUACAGUUAGUAACAUCAGUAUUAAACAUUUGCAAAAUUGUGAUGAGUGUUUUCAGCAAAUGCAUCAAGCAUUUUCCUUUUUUAAGCUUCAGGAAUUUACAUGUUUGUUGACGUGUUUAAACUGAACAGUUUUCUUGCAUAUUAUAUAAAGUGAUUGUAAGUGCUAAGGUACAUCCUUAAAGUUGAUUGUUUGCUUCAAAUAUAAAGUUUGGUUAAGAUUACCUAUAUUUAAGAAUUAUCCAGUUUUGAUAAGCAUUACAAGAAAAUACAAUGCAUACUUGAAGCAAAAACUAAUGUUCUUCCAAUGUCAGUAUUCAGUCAGUCUUAGAUAUUUGAGUGAUGCCUUUUAAAAGCUUAGUGGGGGUGGGGGGGUGGGGGGGGAGCUAACUGCUAGCUAUAAUAAACAUGUUUUUAACUGACGGGAUUGUUUUAAAUGUGUCUUCUAGUUUGAAAAAGCUGUUCCUGGCUUCUUUACUGGAUUUGCUUUGUAUUAUACGUGUAAUGUGUGAAGUGAAAAUAAAAACUGGUACAUUU